AUUGUCAUUCAAAUAUUAGAUAUGGGCACCUCCAACACCACCACAAGAAGAAAAUGACUUGUAUAUUGAUUACAGUAUGGGAUUUCUUUAUGAACACACAAUAAUGCCUGAAUCACAGCUUCCUCCAAUAUAUGUAAAAAAAGAAACAAAACGUCUGAAGGUUGAUAAUACAGUAACAGUAACUACAACAAGAAAACAGAAAGUUCGCAAAGAGGAAACAGUUCAUAUUCCACGUUCUCUGUUUGAUCGUCCUACUGCAGCAAUUCUAAAAAUGCGAAGAGAAGCCAAACUUCAGAAAGUAAAAGGCAUUAUGAUGAGUACCACUACAUAUUCUAAAUCAUUAGGUUUGGGUUUGACCAGUGUGAAACAUACUCCAGUUGUUGUGAAUAAACCAACUGUUGACACAGAUCAAGACAGCCCAGAAUGGCUAAUUCAUGAAGAUUGGGCAAUUCUUCAGAUAAUUCAAAAUCUGCAAGACUUGCCUUUGAAUUUAACUGUGUUAUCUCCUGCUCAUAUUCCAAAUUGGGAUCUGGUUGCAGAUGUUGUGAAUUCUAUAAGCAGAAUUUUCCGUUCUCCAAAACAAUGCAAAAAUAGGUAUGAGAGUGUCAUUGUUCCACGUGAAGAAGGAAAAAUUUUGUAUGACACUAAUCCAAAGAAACAGAAAAAAUCAAAAGGAAUAUAUAAGACUAAAAAUAACAGACCAAUGAGAACCAGUCAGUUAUAUAUUCAAGAUAAUAAUGCAUCUUUUACCAGUUUAUAUAACAGUAGAUUUGAAACAAUAAAGACUGUCUCUAAUAAAAGAACACCAACAUUAAAAUCAUGGUAUGUGAACAACCCUGCUGGUAAAAAUCCAAAGCACGCUCAAGUUUUAGUAGAUAAUGGAAUCAAUUAUGAUCAACCUUUAAAUCCUAUACAAGUUGCAGCUAUUCGUGCUGAACGAAUCAAUAGAGAAAAACAAAAGUCUCAAGCAGCAGCAUCUGUCACUUCAUCAGAACAACAGUUGGCCCAGAGGCAGCAGCAACAACAACAGCAACAACAGCCACAGCCACAACAAGCUCAAACUGCAACAGGUCAAGUUUCUGGUUCCAGCCAAGUCUCUGGGUUAAUACAGCAUCCAACUGCUCAAGCAGUUAUUGCAAGUUUAUCACAAGCUCAACAAAUACAAGCAAUGCAAGUUAAAACAGGAUUACAGGCUGGAACAGUCACUACAGUAUCAUUGGCUAAAUCUUUACCCAGUGGAAUUGUUGUUAAUACAGCAGCUGGUAAUGGCACAAGUACAUUUGGUAGUAUAACUAAAACUCUAGGGCAAACAACAACAAAUGCCGUUGCAGCACAAGGGACAAUACCAACUGCAACUGUCACUGCACUGGGAUCAACUCUACGUGCACAGAGACCAGCAGUAACUGUAUCCAGUUGCACUACUACUACUAUGACUGUUCAGGAAAUGGUGGCUGCUGCUGCUGCUGCUGGACAGAUGCGAUCAUUAACAACAACAACCGUUACAGGAGUAGUAUCUGGAACAACACCUGCUGUUGUUUCUAUUGCUGGUCUGUCUCCUGCACAGUUACAACAAUCCCAACGAAUUGCAACUUCAGGACUUGGUGUAGCUGGUACUGUUACAGCAGGAACACCUACAAAUCAAGCAGCAAAUACAGGCCAGUUAACUCAGCGAAAUUUAACACCUUCUCAACUUCAGAUAUAUCGACAGUCUCAUCAAUUAUUAAAACAUCAGCAAAGGAUUCAGGAACAACAGUUAAAACAACAACAGCAGCAGCAACAGUUAAAAAGAUUGCAAGUUGCUACACAACAAACUACUACGCAGACAGUUGCCGGAAAAGUUGCUGUUAGCGUAAAUUCUCCACUAGCUGCAAGUGUUGCAGCUGUAGCUGCUGCAGCUCAACAAAGAAUUGUUCAGCAGCAGACAGCUGUAAAAACAAGAGCUAUGACUGAUGUUGAAAUGACUCAUUUAUUGAAACGACAACAACAAUUACAACAACAACAAAAAGCAACAGCUCAGUUAACCACUCACAUAUUAGCACAUGCUCAACUUCAGCAGCAACAACAACAGCAACAGCAGCAACAACAGCAGCAGCAACAGACACAACCUUCAAUUGCUGGUACAGUACAAACAUCAAUGGCAACCCUUGUUAAAACUGUGUCUGCUCCUACAUCAGUUACAAUACCUGUUUCUGCUGUAACAAUGUCAGGUGUAAAUAUCAAUGUUAGCUUACCACAGGCAAAAGGUACAACUGUAACAGCUAAAGGUGCUGCUACAGUUACUCCACAGCAGUUGCGUCAAUUACAAAUACAGCAGCAAUUGAUACAACGUAAAGCCCAGCUACAGCAGCAGCAACAACAACAACAACAGCAACAGCAAAAAGUAGCUUCUCUUACUCAGGUAGCUAAGGGUAAGAAAUCAGCAUUACCAGACCAAUUGAGUACUGUACAGAUUGUUCAGCAAACACCACCCCAAGUAAAUGAAAUUACAGGAAAUUCUCUCCCAGCUACAACAGCAUCAACUGUUCAACAAAUUCAACAAGUCAUUAAACAAGUUUUGCCCCAGCAUUUACCUUUUGUAGUGACAGCUGCUCCAAAUUUAGCAGCAGGAAUGCAAACUCUAAGAACUGUACCCGAUAGUAGUACCAUUAAAACUCAAGUAGGAACAGAAGUUACAAAUAGUAACAGCAAUGCAACCACAACUAUACUAAAAGGAACACCCGCAGUUGUGAUUAGUGGACAGUCUCCAACUGCUGCCAUUUUACAACAGCUUUCACCUGCUACCACGGGAUUAACUCCUCAGCAAGCAGUUGCACUUGCAGUUCGUGCUGGAGUAUCGUCCACAACAACAGCGCAGCCUCAAGGACAAGCUCAAGUCCAGAUACAGUUUCAGCAGGCUGCUUCUACUGUUUUGCAACAAUCACAAGUUCCAGAACAGGCUGCAAGUCCUGUUACCACCAUUAGUUUAACCCAAGCGGCCGGACAGUCACCGUCUCCAGGAAAUUCUGUCCAAGCUAGCGCAAGUACAACAGCUCAAGUAGUACAAGCUGCCAUUCAGGCAGCCAAACAACAACAGCAACAAGCGCAACAACAGCAGAGAGCCUCACCAUACACCAUGCGACUUAGAAAUCCACCGAAGCAGUGAAAUGUAACAGUCAUCUAAGUUUAUGUGAAAAGUGUUAAAGGAGCAUCCAAUUUGCAAAGAUUCACUUCAAGUGCAGUGAUCUGUGAUGUGGUGCUGUGAACAUUGUGCAUGUACUAGAUUCUUUAAAAAAAAAAAAAAAAAAUUGGCACUUUGUGUUGGAUGCCAUUUUUCUAUAAAUU
Centruroides sculpturatus (bark scorpion) is the source of this 3321-nucleotide messenger RNA. RefSeq names its product E1A-binding protein p400-like. NCBI's taxonomy places the organism in Eukaryota, Metazoa, Arthropoda, Arachnida, Scorpiones, Buthidae. The coding region runs from base 77 to 3142 and encodes 1021 amino acids. The transcript is spliced from 13 exons. The record is from RefSeq and is a predicted model, not a curated record.